CACUACCUGCCCAAUGCCUAGCAAUGAACGCAAUGAGAAUGACACGCUACGCAUUCUUAUAGCCACAGAUAACCAUGUUGGAUAUCAAGAGAAAGAUCCUAUACGAUCCGACGACUCCUUUGAGACAUUUGAAGAAAUCUUAAAGUUAGCCCAGGCGCAGCAAGUUGACAUGGUUCUUCUCGGUGGUGACCUAUUCCAUGACAACCGACCAUCAAGGAAAUGCCUACAUACUAUGAUGAAAUUACUUAGAAGAUACUGUAUGGGGGAUAAACCUUGCUCAAUCAACAUCGCCAGUGACCAGUCUGUUAACUUUCCAGACGAAUUUUCUUGCGCCAAUUAUCUCGAUCCAAACUACAAUGUUUCAAUGCCUAUCUUCUCUAUUCACGGCAACCAUGAUGACCCUUCUGGAGAUGGCAAUCUUUGCGCGUUAGAUCUACUUUCUGUUUCUGGUCUAGUCAAUUACUUUGGUAAAUGUCCAACAGUCGACAAAGUGGAUGUGCAGCCAAUCUUGCUCACCAAAGGUGACACUAAGCUCGCAUUGUACGGGCUUGGAAACAUAAGAGAUGAGCGAUUACAUAGAAUAUGGAGAAACAAAGAUGUACGAUUUAUUCGACCGGCAGAGCAGAUUGACGAAUGGUUCAAUCUACUUGUCCUCCAUCAGAACAGAAUCAUGCAUAGCAGUACGAAUUAUAUACCCGAAGCAUUUUUGGAUGAAUUUCUGGAUCUGGUCAUCUGGGGUCACGAACAUGAAUGCAAGAUUGAUCCCUCAAGUGAAGGUUAUCAUUUUCAAAUAUCUCAGCCUGGUUCAUCUGUGGCAACUAGUUUAUCCGAAGGCGAAGCUCGACCCAAACAUGUUGCUAUAUUACAGAUCAACAAAUUGGAGUUCAGUAUGGAGAAAGUCCGUCUAAAGACAGUUCGACCGUUCCAGAUGGCAGAGGUGGUUUUGAACUCGGUCGAAGGCUUGGCGCCAUCCGACAUGAAGAAAUGUCACCAGUAUCUGGUCGAAACAGUGGACGAGCUUAUCCGAAAAGCUGAAAUCGAAUGGGAAGAAGUUCAUGCUGAUACCACUGAUGUCCCUCCGAUGCCACUACCUUUAAUACGUUUGAGAGUUGAAUAUACAGGAGGCUAUGAAGCAUUCAAUCCUCAUCGUUUUGGACAGCAAUUCGUCGACAAAGUUGCCAACCCCAAGGAUGUCCUCAAGUUUUAUCGCAAACGAAAAGCUCCUGUACAAACGGGUCGGAAGUCGCAGACGUCGCUUCCUGCGCUCAACGAUCUGGAUGCCGCCAUACCUGAACGACUUGAUCUGGUCAAGGUGGAAGACCUUGUGCAACAGUUUCUCACUGAUCUAGAUGUUCUUCCCGAAAAAGAGUUUGAAGAUGCUGUUAAAAUGUUCAUAGAUAAAGACGAUCGAGAUGCUAUCAAAGAAUUUGUGGACGGAUCAGUUAAUCGACUUUGCACCAGUUUGGAGACAACCGAAGCUUCGAAUGAGGAAGAAUUGAGGCUUCAAGCCAACAGAGACAAAACGAGAAGGGCGGAAGCGUACGCGAGAGAAAAUGCUGCCGGUGACAGGGUCCUUAUGGCGAAAAGAAAGUAUGUCGCUGAUGAAGAUGAUGAACGUGACGCAUCGGAUGAAGAACGGCCGCGACAAACUUCAGCAAAACGAGGUCGUACCGGUGGAACCAAGACAGCGGCAGCUUCAUCGUCGACUCGAGCAAGAGGUAGGGGACGAGGGCGUGGUCGCGGUCGAGGACGAGGCUCGUCAAAUGCAGCAGAACCAAUACAUAUGGACGAAGAAGAAGAUCACAUCGAACAAUAUAACUCGGAUGACCCAUUAUUUAAUUCACCAUCCCCUCCACCUACCAGGAAGCCACGGCAAACUAAGCUCACAAAUCGUAACCCAAAGACAACAGAUGUUCCUAAACCUACGGCUGAAGCAUCUACAUCCUCCAUCGGGAUCACCAGCCACCGCCGCAGCCCACCAGCAAGAGUCACGGAUCCAAGCUCGGCCAUUAGGCAAGCACCACCGCCACCAGCCGCAGCCGCAAAGCCGCAGCAAGCCAUUGCUCUUGAUGACAGUGACGACGAUAUGUUUGGAUUACUCUCCGAUCCAGAUGUAACCGGGUCGCAAGUCAUUUCGCAAAGUCGCCGACGUCGAGGUUAGAUGACAUGUGAACGUGUGUAAUGACAGCAGGACUGGUCAGAACGUAGUGAUAUCAUAACAUAAUGUACCGAUUGUAUCAAAUCCUCUUCACGGCACGCUUUUGGGUGGACCGUGUAAAUGAAAGUUUUUUUUCGUCAUCUUUACGAACUCAUUCACCCAAUGAUACUCUUGUCACACUCAUAUUCUGGGUCAUAGAAAUAAUUUAUUGUGCAAUGAGAAAAUCAAUAAUACAGAGGAGCUAAGAAUAAAUAUGUACAUCCGCGUGUUU
Molecule: messenger RNA, 2429 nt
Organism: Umbelopsis ramanniana AG
Lineage: Eukaryota; Fungi; Mucoromycota; Umbelopsidomycetes; Umbelopsidales; Umbelopsidaceae
Exons: 1
Coding region: 14-2161 (715 amino acids)
Biological process (GO): mitochondrial double-strand break repair via homologous recombination; double-strand break repair via nonhomologous end joining; meiotic DNA double-strand break formation
Cellular component (GO): Mre11 complex; nucleus
Molecular function (GO): 3'-5'-DNA exonuclease activity; DNA endonuclease activity; manganese ion binding
Source: RefSeq, a predicted model, not a curated record